This is a messenger RNA of Penicillium soppii, 240 nucleotides long. RefSeq lists its product as uncharacterized. The coding region runs from base 1 to 240 and encodes 79 amino acids. The transcript has a single exon. The record is from RefSeq and is a predicted model, not a curated record. Lineage: Eukaryota; Fungi; Ascomycota; Eurotiomycetes; Eurotiales; Aspergillaceae.
AUGUUCAAUGAGGUGAGAUAUCUGGGCACCGUCCGCCCCUGUUCGGCGGUGCGUGCUCUGACGGAUGUGGGUACACCUCGUCGGCGCUGCAGCCGUGACAAACACAUUGAGUGUCGAAAGCAGGUGCCAUAUGGGCAACGACGACAUGUCCACCUUGCACGUGGCUGUGCUCAGAGGUGUCGAAAUGACCCUGAAGCUGAUCCAGGAAGGCUGGCACCGGACACCGGGGAGGACGACUAG